Molecule: messenger RNA, 1288 nt
Organism: Papaver somniferum (opium poppy)
Lineage: Eukaryota; Viridiplantae; Streptophyta; Magnoliopsida; Ranunculales; Papaveraceae
Exons: 2
Coding region: 223-894 (223 amino acids)
Source: RefSeq, a predicted model, not a curated record
GUUGUGGUUUCUUUUCAUGAGCAAUUUACCGAGUACGAUGAGACUUCCGACACCCGUGCUGUUAGAACAACAACGGACUAUUUUAGACCUCCGGCUAUAAUUUCAGGUCAUUAUGUUCUUGGUUCUGUUAAUGGUUUAAUUUGUUUCAAUGCAUGCUAUGGUGAUGACUGGGUUUACUAUCAACCUGCCUACAUCUGUAAUCCCGUCACUAGAGAAUAUGUUAUGCUUCCUAAACUUGAGAGAGAAGUACAAGUGAUGUGUGGAUUUGGCUACAUUCCUUCAACUAAUGUGUACAAGGUUGUCAGGAUGUACGAGUUAUCUGACAAACAUGUACAGGUUGAGGUUUACACUCUUGGAAGUGGCCAAGGGUGGAGAGAUAUUGGACAACUAGAGCAUGCUGUUAGAUGUUAUUUAUUACCCGGUGUGUUUGCAAAUGGAGCUGUUCACUGGCUCAAUACAGAGCAAACCAUAUUUUCAUUUGAUCUGGCAGACGAAAAGUUCAGUCAAUUUCCUUCACCAACUUUUUUGCCACGACCUGGUAAUCGCUUAAGUUUAGGGCUCUUGGGUGAUAAUUUAUGUGCUACUUACGGAAACAGUGAUAGGUUUUCUUCUUAUAACCCUUUUCAUAGAAACCAUGACAGGUCUUUUGACAUAUGGUUGUUAAAGAAGAAUAAGGAUGACCAUGGGAUGAGUUGGAUUAAACAGUUUAAUCUCGUUGGGUACGAACCGUUUGCAUUUACAAAGAGUGGUGGGCUUCUGUGUUAUGGUUCCGAUAGGAAGAAUAUAUAUCAUUACAAUCCAAAAGAUGCAUCUUCCAAAAUGGUUAUAAAGUGUGGCUACUUGAAUCUUGAAGCAGUCCUUCAUAAGAAUACUUUUGUUGGUCUAAGAAGUUAGGAGAAACAGAUACGGAAACUAUGGAGUGCGGUGACAGAGCAAGAUCAAGUGAGGAGAUAGAAAGCGAUGCCAGUGAUUAGCCUAAGAAGCAAUUGUACAGCAUGAGAGAUCUCUAGGUGUAUGUACCAUAGUCUUUGGAAGCGCGGGCAGUAACUACUGUUGCCAAGUCUGCAAGAUAUGCCGAGGUCAAGCUCUUCUUGCAGCUGCACUUUGGCUCAAAGAUCUUCAUCAGCAUCUAUCUAUUUCUCAUGUCAUCCUUGAAGGAGUGCAAGAAUGUCAUCACUGCUUUAAACUCUAGGUGCCAUUUGUUAGAAAAAUAAUAAUAUCCUGCUAGUGAUUUCACUGUCAGGUGUUUUAUCUUAGGCACAAUAACUUUCUUCUAAUGCAAGAUGGU